Molecule: messenger RNA, 2571 nt
Organism: Aspergillus calidoustus
Lineage: Eukaryota; Fungi; Ascomycota; Eurotiomycetes; Eurotiales; Aspergillaceae
Source: the annotation of a GenBank genome assembly
AUGGUCAGAGUGGCAGUCAUCUCAGCCAAUUGGCUGGUAUUUGUGGCCAAUCUUCUCAUUCCAAUUGCCAUUCUGGUCUUUUCUCUGGGGUUCUUCCCAUAUAAACCGCUGCUUUCCGGCCUUGCAACAUUUGAAGAGCCUCAUAAUGCGCCUCCCAAGAUCUUCAAUAAGGUUGUUUUCAUGGUGGUGGAUGCUCUACGGAGCGACUUUGUUUAUUCGAACAAUUCCGGCUUCUUGUUUACUCAAAGCCUCAUUCGAUCCGGUGCCGCUGUUCCCUUUACUGCCUAUGCAGGCUCCCCAACUGUCACGAUGCCUCGUCUGAAGGCUAUAACGACGGGAUCAGUACCGUCUUUCCUUGAUGUGAUCCUGAAUAUUGCCGAGUCUGAUACCUCGUCAACUCUCGCGCAUCAGGAUACCUGGUUGGCUCAAAUAAAGGCAAAAAAUGAGCGGCUUAUAAUGUAUGGGGACGAUACUUGGCUGAAGCUGUUCCCUGGGAUGUUUAGUAGAGCAGAUGGGACAACAAGCUUCUUUGUAUCCGACUUUACUGAAGUAGACGCGAACGUCACUCGACAUGUCCCCAGUGAACUUGCUCGAAAUGACUGGUCGGCACUAAUAAUGCAUUACUUGGGUCUAGAUCACAUUGGGCACAAAGCUGGACCGCAGAGUUCAUACAUGAUACCAAAGCAGCAUGAAAUGGACUCGAUAGUCACGCAAGUAUACCAAGCCAUGGAGCAAGAGGCUCAUUUGCAAUCAACUCUCUUUGUCUUAUGCGGCGAUCAUGGAAUGAACGAUGCUGGGAAUCACGGUGGCUCCUCUGCCGGCGAAACCUCACCAGCCCUGCUUUUCAUAUCACCAAGAUUUCAAGGCCUAGGUACGGGUAGACGGAGCCCCGUAGAUGCUUCGCGUGACCUCCAGUACUAUCGUGUUGUGGAUCAAACUGACAUCACGCCGACCCUGGCUGGCCUUCUUGGUUUACCAAUACCUCUGAACAGCCUUGGCGUGUUCAUCCCCGAGUUCUUGGAUAUGUGGCAUCUUGGUUCCGAUAGGUUAAAUUUGCUCCUUGAGAAUUCAAUGCAGUUGCUGAGGACGCUCAAGCAAACCUAUCCGAACUACAGCUUCGAAGACAAUACAUGUCAUUUGAAGCCACAAAAUAGCCUUGGAAAAGCCCACUGUGCGUGGAGUCAGGCUCGAGAGCUGCUCGACCGACACGAUGAAGCCAAUGGUAGUGCUCACCAGACUGAGCUUGAGACCACCUUGUUGCGGUUCCUCUGGGCUUCCCAGGACGUAAUGAGCAGCGCUGCCAGCAACUAUGAUCUCAGGUAUCUUUGCCUAGCCAUAUGCAUCGCUGGCCUCGCCAUUUUGUUAUUACUGCCUACCAGUUACGAGGCCUUGCGGCGAUACCAACAGCCCGGCUUGUUUCUGGUGGCAAGCAUCUUCAGCUACGGCGCCAUGAUGUUUGCUAGCAGCUACGUGGAAGAGGAGCAGCAGUUUUGGUACUGGUCAUUCACGGGUUGGGCGUUUUACCUCCAUGUUAGAUCGUGUCAAUUCCGACGGGGCACUUCACCAGCUGGGAGCCAACGGAUAUCCCAUUCUUUACUCAGGAUAUAUGGUGCGGCUGCUCUCACAAUAUGUCACCGUAUCUUGCGACGGUGGAACCAAACUGGCCAAAAAUUUGCUACUGAGCCUGACAUUGCUCGCACAUACUUUCCGAACCAUCAAGGAGCACUAUGGGCGCUCGUGAUGGUGGCAUAUGCGGACAUUUACUUGUACCUCAUUCAAAGCUCGUCUCCUUCACCUUUAUGGUAUCUGACUUGCCUGGUAGUCACAGUUGUGGCUUUCACGUACAAAUUGGCUUUUGCUGCGAUCGAAUCUCCUGAGCUUAUCACUGAGUUCGUUCCUAGUCGUAUAGCCACUGCCCUCAAGGGAGUACCGUUGGUCCUAUACGCGCGACUCGUCAUGUUUGGUAUUCUCAUUCUUUGGGCCAUUGGCGCAAAGUUUAGAAGGAAAGGAGCGUCGCCGGGUACAGUGGCCCACGAGGCUCUGACUCUGUUCCUCGUGACUCAGUCGAGAGUCCCAAAUAUUCCAAUGUUCCUUGCUCUCAGACUGCAACUCCAGAUUCUGGCGUCAUUCAACUUGACUUCAGUUGAAAUCACCGUGACAUCCCUGUUCAUGCAGUACGUCACUUUUUUCGCAUUUGGUGGCUCGAAUGCUAUAUCUUCUAUCGACCUCUCCAACGCAUACAACGGCGUCGGCAACUAUAACAUCAUUCUAGUUGGUAUCUUGACGUAUGUCGGCAAUUGGGCUGGUCCCAUAUGGUGGGUGUCGGCAUCCAAGCUCCUCAGAUCUAGGAGGCCUUGGGACGAACGCCAAUCGCACAUACCCCUUCUAUCUUUUUGUGUCGCAUGCACACUGCUGUCUGUUAUGGUUGCGUGCACCGUCUUGCGGACGCAUCUAUUCAUUUGGACAGUCUUUUCACCCAAAUAUCUUUACACCAUAUCUUGGGCCAUUAUACACCACUUUGCAGUGAAUCUUCUUUGGGAAAUUGAUCUAUUUUUCGCUGAUGCUUCAUAG